Messenger RNA from Malaya genurostris, 1120 nucleotides. RefSeq names its product valacyclovir hydrolase. The record is from RefSeq and is a predicted model, not a curated record. Bases 183 to 1055 code for a protein of 290 amino acids. The transcript is spliced from 3 exons. Lineage: Eukaryota; Metazoa; Arthropoda; Insecta; Diptera; Culicidae.
AUUAAAAAAAAAACAUCAUACAAAACAGCUGAAUCAUCCGCUACGUCUUGGAUUCUUAAAUUUUGUUAGCGGAAUAAUGUUUUCAAUUUUGUUUUUCAAUGCCUGUUACAUAACAGUACACAAUAAACAAACCAUUGCAAUAGCUCCCGUACAAAACUCAUCCACAAACCAAUUACUGUGAAAUGCGAUUUAUUUUGCUCGGCAGCGUUUUGAGACGAAUCACCGAUAGUGGUCGCUGUCCGGCCCGGUCCAUCCGUCAAAUUAACACGAUCACAACGGCUAGUGCCAUGGAAAAGCAGCUGGAAAUCGGUCCCUAUCGAAUCAACUACGUCGAAGCCGGUUCCGGUGAGAAGGGAUUAAUUUUAAUGCCGGGUGCUUUGGGCACAGCCUGGACGGAUUUCAAGCCACAGAUCGAGCAGUUCCCGAGCCUGCUGCCGAAUUACACCAUAAUAGCGUGGGAUCCACCCGGUUACGGUAAAUCACGUCCACCGGAGAGGCAGUUCGGGUUGGAUUUUUUCGCGCGCGAUGCCGAUGCCGCUUGCAGUUUAAUGGAACAACUCGGUUUCCAAAAAUUUUCGGUCGUCGGCUGGAGUGACGGUGGAAUUACCGGAUUAAUAAUGGCUGGGUGUAAACCCGAGCAAAUCGAGAAACUCGUGGUUUGGGGUUCCAAUUCGUACAUCAGCCCGACGGAAGCCAAAAUCUACGAAAAUAUUCGUGACGUUAGCAAAUGGUCCGCUCGUAUGCGGGAGCCGAUGGAGGCGAUUUACGGCAAAGAAGGCUUCCAAAGUCUCUGGUCCGCCUGGGUGGACGCAAUGUUGGAAAUGUAUCGGACGCGCGGUGGAGAUAUUUGUCAAGCAAUACUGGAUAGGGUUCAAGCGCCUACAUUCAUUCUUCACGGGGCACAGGAUCCAAUGGUUAUUCCUCAGCACGUACCGCAUCUGAUGAAUACCCUUACGGAUACCGAAAUGCAUGUGUUCAUCGACGGGAAGCACAACAUUCACUUAAAGUAUUCCGAGGAGUUUAACAAGCGGGUGACUGAUUUCAUCAAAAAGUGAUGCUAACAUUUCAAUUGUUUACAUGUCAAGGAAAAGUUUUUUUUUUUCUAUCGUUUCCUUCUUAA